AUGGAGUUCGGUCUGAUCAUAGGGCCUGGUGCCUGUGGAGGCAUCAUCACAGAUCAAUCAGGAAGGAUCAUAAAUUCGGUCAGUCCCAAAAUUUCUUGUGUCUGGACCAUCAUGAUGAAGCCAAGAGAGAGAGUCCACUUGACAUUUCCAGCCGUCAAUGGGAAAGUUUGUCCAGGAUUCUCUCCAGUCUACUGACCAUCUUCCAACAUCAUGACCGUCCAGUAUCCUACAGAUUCCAGCAAGCCGCCCAAUUUCUUUGAUGCAUAUUACUAUGGUGAUCUAGAAGAAACGCCGGUUGCCAGUCUGCACUCUUUGAUGCCCACUACUAGAUUCCCAAGAUGUAAUCGAAUCACCAAGGAUAAGAGGCAACUUUUCAGCAGCCAUUCGCAUACCUGGGAGGAGAAAAGGAUGGGACAGACUGCCUCAACACCAAUGGCAAACAAGCAUCGCAAAGCAGAGCAAACUUCUGGAAUCUGCUGACCACAAGGAGAGACAUUCCUCAUCAGCUGAUCACAGCUGCUCAACCUGUGCCUACCCUCCAUCCUUCGGAGCCUUCUGCCCUCCUCCCUGUAAGGGAAAAUUCCUUUCUCCUGACCUGUGAGAUCCUUGC
This is a messenger RNA of Manis javanica (Malayan pangolin), 610 nucleotides long. Lineage: Eukaryota; Metazoa; Chordata; Mammalia; Pholidota; Manidae. The record is from RefSeq and is a predicted model, not a curated record.